Leucoraja erinaceus (little skate) is the source of this 5436-nucleotide messenger RNA. It is a transcript of the gene flt1, whose product is annotated as fms related receptor tyrosine kinase 1. The transcript has 30 exons. The record is from RefSeq and is a predicted model, not a curated record. NCBI's taxonomy places the organism in Eukaryota, Metazoa, Chordata, Chondrichthyes, Rajiformes, Rajidae. Bases 504 to 4523 code for a protein of 1339 amino acids. Gene Ontology annotation, biological process: multicellular organism development; vascular endothelial growth factor receptor signaling pathway; protein phosphorylation. Gene Ontology annotation, molecular function: vascular endothelial growth factor receptor activity; ATP binding. Gene Ontology annotation, cellular component: signaling receptor complex; plasma membrane.
AUGUUUACCAAGUCUCUGUUUAAUCUGGAGUCCAAUAUAUAAGAAACAACUGUAGAGUGGCGACACGCAAAGCGACAGGCACUGUGGAUCUGCCAAGAAUCCGCAACGUCACUCGGGUGGAACACUUCCGCCGUGAGUCGGGAGGAAGGGUAUAUAAGCACACGAUGCCAAUCAGCGAGCACAAUUUGCCAAGUGUCGGCGAUCUUCGUUCUUUCCUAUUGGAUACCUUUUGCAUCUUCAUAUUUGUUAUUAAGACGUAGUUGUCUCCGCAGAUCUGUCUCGAUAAGGCUGAGCCUACAAACUGAAGAACAGAGUUUUUAGAAUAGUCCUAGGAUGUUUGCACCGGGCAUCUAGAUCACUACCCUACAGCGGUUAUUUCAUAACCGGCCAUCAACGCGCUGACACAGAAGAUCGAGCAAUAUCGCUUCUGAGGGGAAACCAUCGUCCUUCAAGAAAACCUUCAGCUUGGAAAUUGCGCAGCAAAGUGCUUAUUUCACUUCAAGAUGUCUUAUGCUUUAAUAUCGAUUAUAUUUUGUAGUCAAAUUGGAAGUAUAGUUACAGCGCGAUCGCCUGACCCCCUCAAUCCUGAACUUAACCUAAGAUCCAAACAACAUGUCAUUAAAAUUAAUCAGACACUACACGUGGCAUGCAGGGGAUCAUCACCAAUAUCAUGGUCCUGGCCAGACCAUGUCAUGAAUGGGACUGAAAGAAUAAGUAUAAUUAACUUUAAUAGUGAGGACCACAAGAAACCAUAUUGUAGUAACCUGACUUUGAGUGAUGCCCAGGCUAAAGAUACGGGUUAUUUCUAUUGCAAUACCUCAUCUUCAAACAUUAAACAAAGAAAGACUGCAAUUUAUAUAUUCGUAAAGGAUAAACACAAUCCAUUUGUCAAGCAAUACGCAGAAGUUCCCAAAGUUCUGUACGUGAUAGUAGGACAAAGGCUACUUAUUCCAUGUAGGACUACAGCCCCACAUUUCAAUGUCACUUUGAAACUGAAUGAUCAUUCCUUGACAAUUGAUGGAAAGAAGGUAAUGUGGGACAGCAAACAAGGCUUUGUUAUUCCAAGAACCACGCUCAAUUUUACUGGACUGCUAUCUUGUGAAACCACUGUGAAUGGAAAUACUUUUUAUUCUUAUUACUUAACACACAGGAAAGUCAACAGGAUCAACAGUGUACAGCUCAAUGUGACCAGUCCAGUCAAGAUGCUAAGUGGAAGAACGCUCGCUAUAAAAUGCACUGUGACCACAGAACUGAAUUCAAGAGUUGCGAUUAACUGGGAUUUCCCAGGCAAAGGAAACAGAAACAAUUCCAUCUUAAAAAGGAUUGACCAGUCAGAUCAUAUGAUAAAUACGUUCUACAGCACCCUUGUUAUAGAUAAAGUGCUCACAUCAGACAAAGGGAAUUACAUUUGUCAAGUAAGAAAUGGGGAUACUGGGAAGAAAAGGAAAGCAACUGUCAAUGUUUAUGAAAAACCAUUUAUCAGUGCCAGAUGCCGGAAAUCAUGUGUUGCUGAAGUGCUUGCUGGUCAGGCAGUCUACCAUUUCCCAAUAAAGGUCAAAGCAUUUCCACCUCCGGAUGUUUUAUGGUUAAAGAAUGGACAGCCUAUUACUGAAAGAUCAAUUCGCUAUAACAUCACGGGCCAUGAACUAAUAAUAAGAGAUGUUUCAGAAGAGGAUGGUGGUAGCUAUAGCAUAAUACUGGAACUUAAACAAUGGAAGCUUUUCAAAAACAUCACAUUUACUCUCAAUGUAAAUGUAAAACCACAUAUAUGUGAAAAGGCACUGCCCACUCAGAACCUUGAUAUCUACCCAUUGGGCAGCAAACAGACUUUGUCAUGCACUGCCUAUGGCAUCCCUAUUCCUAGAAUUUUGUGGCUAUGGCAGCCUUGUGCCCAAAUUAGUUCAAAAGCACAAUGUGAAGCAUACUCAGAGACCAAAAGCAGCAUUGUUUCUCUGGCUCCACUUGGCAGCAGCACCAACGUAACUGGAAAUAAGAUUCACGUCAUUAAUGAAAGAGUAGAAUUACUGGAAGGGAAAAAUAAGACUGUCAGUGUCAUCGUGAUAGCUGAAUCUAACAUUUCUGGAAUUUAUCGUUGCUUGGCUUCAAACAAAGUUGGAAAUGAUGAAAAAACUAUUAAUUUUUAUAUUUCAGAUGUGCGCAAUCAAUUUGGAUUUGAGAUUGGCAUAGGACAUCAUGCGUUACCAACAGAGGGUGAUGAUCUGACUCUUUACUGCCGAGCCAAUAAAUUUCUAUACUCAAAUGUUGCUUGUCGUCUUCUGUGUAAGGACAAUCAUACGUUGUAUAAUCUCAGCAGUGUGAGUGAAAUAACCACCAAAGAAUAUUCGAUUGCUCUGAACUUUACCAUCAAAAAUGUGAGUCAGGAUCAAUCUGGAACUUAUGAAUGCACAGCCAGAAAUAUUAUCACUCAGAAAAAUACAGUUCAGAAGCAAGAGGUGUAUGUUAUCGCUCAGGAAGCUCCAUACCUUCUUUAUAACCUAAGUGACCGUGAAGUAAACAUCAGUAGUUCCAUUUUGUUGGAAUGUCAAGCCGAGGGAAGACCAGUGCCACGUAUCACAUGGUACAAAAACAAUCAAAGGUUACACAUUGAAUCAGGUAUUACUCUGGGACCAGGAAACAGAAUGUUAAUUAUUGAAAGAGUCAUCGAAGAGGAUGAAGGCUUAUACCGGUGCCAGGCGACUAACAGGAAAGGCUUUGUGGAGACUUCUGCUUACAUCACUGUUCAAGGGUCAACAGAGAACUCAAACAUGGAGCUGAUCACCCUGACAUGUACCUGUGUAGCUGCUGCUCUUUUCUGGCUUCUCCUGACUCUCUUCAUUCGGAAACUCAAAAAGCCUAGAUCUGCAGAGACAAAAACUGACUACCUGUCAAUCAUAAUGGACCCAGAUGAAGUACCCCUUGAUGAGCGAUAUCUCCCUUACGAUGACAAUAAAUGGGAAUUUCCUCGAGACAGACUAAAGCUAGGUAAAGCUCUUGGCCACGGGGCUUUUGGGAAGGUGGUGGAAGCUUCUGCUUUUGGCAUCAAUAAAUCAGCCACAUGUAAAACCGUUGCCAUUAAAAUGCUGAAAGAGGAUGCCACAGCCAGUGAACAUAAAGCUUUAAUGUCAGAACUAAAGAUCUUGAUUCAUAUCGGAAACCAUCUAAAUGUUGUGAAUUUGCUGGGAGCAUGCACCAGACAUGGAGGUCCUUUGAUGGUGAUUGUUGAAUACUGUAAAUACGGCAAUCUCUCCAACUAUCUUCAGACCAAGAGGCAUAAAUUUGUGUUGCACAAGGUGAAUGAAACUGCAUUACAAGCAGAUCACAUUCAAGAAAAGAUCCCUAUGGAGGGGAAAAAGAGACGGCUGGCUAGUGUUACAAGUUCUGAGAGUUCCACCAGCUCUGGAUUUGAUGAAGAUAAAACUCUAAGUGAUGUUGAAGAGGAAGAGGAGGAUGCUGAUGACUUAUUCAAGCAAACAAUGACCAUGGAGGAUCUGAUCAGUUACAGCUUUCAAGUGGCUCGAGGCAUGGAAUUCUUAGCAUCAAGAAAGUGCAUUCAUCGAGACCUGGCAGCAAGAAAUAUCCUUUUGUCUGAGAACAAUGUAGUGAAGAUCUGUGACUUUGGACUUGCACGAGAUAUUUAUAAAGAUCCUGAUUAUGUACGAAAGGGAGAUACAAGGCUCCCUCUCAAAUGGAUGGCCCCCGAAUCUAUAUUUGACAAAGUUUACAACACUCAAAGUGAUGUCUGGUCUUACGGAGUUUUACUGUGGGAAAUAUUUUCCUUAGGUGCAUCGCCAUACCCAGGAGUCCAGAUCGAUGAGGAAUUUUGCCGAAGAUUAAAAGAGGGCACAAGGAUGCGAGCUCCCGACUAUUCAACUCCAGAAAUCUACCAAACAUUGCUCGACUGCUGGCACAGUGAUCCCAAACAGCGGCCAACUUUCACAAAGCUUGUGGAGAGACUCGGAGAUUUAUUACAAGCAAAUGUUCAGCAGGAUGGAAAGGACUACACCCCGCUGGGAGACAUGCUGGUAUCAAAUAGGUUUAAUUUUUCAGUCCCAACAUCACCAGACUCGUGCUUGGGCGAAGAAAUGGAGAAUUCAAAAUUUAAUUAUAAAUGUACGGGAAGCUUUGGAUAUAUUAACACUCGUAUGAACAAACGGCCACAGAAUUUGGAGACAUUUGAAGAGUUACCACUUGAGCUUACAACAUUAACAGAUGAUUAUCAGACUGACAGUGGAAUGGUUUUAGCUUCAGAAGAAUUAAAGUGCCCGGUGUUGAUGAACAACAAGCCGAUGUGUCCACAGUAUUUUGGUUUGAAAACAAUGAGCAAAAGCAAAGAGUUGGUGUUAUCUGAAGCUAGCAUUUGGAUGAGCAUGUACAGCUCCGGUUACCAGUGUGAAGAGGAAGACAACAAGACACCUGCCCAUGACAGCUUCUGCUCUCGGAGUUCUGUAGAGUCAAAAAUGAGCUGCUGCAUCCCCCCACCAGACUACAACUCACUGGCUUUUUAUAUCUCCCCACCGGUUUAAAUGGCUGUUCCAUCAAUAUUUUUUUUUAAAUCAUCAUAUUCAGUGAUUUGCACUACAUCUUGAGGCAAACUUUAUUGUCAUUGCUGUUACCCAUAUCAAAACAUAAGUGUGCUGCCCACUACCUUCAUUGUUAAGUGUGUCAGAACCUUGUGUAGAUACAUUAAGCAUAGAUAAGCUAUCGUAUUUGGAGGUAACAUAACCCUUGAGUGAAGGAGGCAUUCCUAGUGAUGGAGUUGCUAUCACACAAAGCCGGCAGUUCUGAGUCUGUUACUGUACGACAGGUAUCGUUUCCAUGUUCUCCAGAAUGGACCCUGACCCAAUGAGUUACUCCAUCCUUUUGUUGUCAUUUGUUUUGUAAACCAGCAUCUGCAAUUCCUUGUUUCUAGGUAUAAUAACAACCAGCACUUAUGUGCUUGGGAAAAGGUUUGGAGUUAGUCAUAGAAUCAUACGCUGUGGAAAUAGGCCCUUUGACUCAACUUGCCAACACCGGCCAACAUGUCCCAUCUACACUAGUCCCACCUGCCAACGUUUUGCCCAUAUCUCUGCAAACGUGUCCUAUCCAUGUACCUGUCUAAAUGUUUCGUAAACGUUGUGAUAGUACCUGCCUCAACAACCUCCUCCAGCAGCUCGUUCCAUAUACCCAUCACCUUUUGUGUAAAAGAGUUACCCCUCAGAUUAAUAUUAUAUCUUUCCCUCCUCACCUUAAAUCUAUGUCCUCUGGUUCUCGAGUUCUCUUCACAUUAUCCCAGAAAACAUCUUCAAGAGCAGUGAAGACUGCAUUAAAUCCUUCUGUUGAUACUCCAGACACUGAGUAGACUGAGCAGGUAGCUUGUGGCAUAUCAGGCAGAGCUUUGUUACGGCUCUGUAACAUUUCUUUAUUACCCUCGUUAUUAUAAAUUAAAUUACAGGUACA